Molecule: messenger RNA, 9274 nt
Organism: Synchiropus splendidus (mandarinfish)
Lineage: Eukaryota; Metazoa; Chordata; Actinopteri; Syngnathiformes; Callionymidae
Product: neural-cadherin-like
Exons: 33
Coding region: 215-8917 (2900 amino acids)
Biological process (GO): homophilic cell-cell adhesion
Cellular component (GO): cell-cell junction; plasma membrane
Molecular function (GO): calcium ion binding
Source: RefSeq, a predicted model, not a curated record
GCAGCCUGCAGCGCGGAGGAGCCGCCGUGUGCAGCACCAGGACGGAGCAUGAAGCAGCCCAAAGUUCAGUGGAGUGUCCUGGGGGGAUUGCGCCGUGGAUAAACAUGAGAGGAGCGUUUUUCAUUGGUUUUUGUUUUAUUUUUUGAUGAUCUUCGCCUCUUGUUUCCACCGCCGCCGCCGCCACCGCGGAGGCGCGUAACUUCCCACCACCAAGAUGAUUUGGGGGAUUCUACUAUGUUGCCUUCUGCCACCGAGUGCUGGAUUUGAAACACCGGAUCACCUGCCUUUCUAUCACGGGCAUGUUUUUGAGAACUCCCCGAGGGGGUCGAAAGUAAACAGACUGUUGGUGCGCAUCGACGCGCAAAAAUGGUGCCCAGACUCCGACAUCCACUUCAGGCUGACGGGCAACGGCAGCGAGGAUUUCCACCCGGUCCGCCACCACAAGCGCGGGCACGUCUUGCUGAAAACUUGGAGGGCUCUGGACCGAGAGGCUCGCUCGGAGUACCGGCUGCUCUUGGGUCUGUGGUGCGAGUCGGAAUCCGUGUUUUAUGAGGUGGCGUGGGUCAAAGUGGAUGUUUUGGACACUAACGACCACCAGCCCACUUUUCUCAGCACGGACCCGGUUCACAUAAGUUUACGCGACACCACCGCUCUCCGCAGCGUGGUGUACCAGCUCCAGGCAGUGGACGGGGACAGUGGGAAAAACGCGGAGGUGACUUACGUGUCAACCCCGCGCGGCGGCACUUUGUAUGUUGUCCCGAAAACUGGAGAAGUUUUGCUGGUGGACUCGAUCCUGGGUCUCUCCUCGGCUUUCAAUGUCACCGUGUUUGCCAGAGACCACGGAUGGCCACCCCUCACCAGCAACGGCGUCACGCUCACCGUGUCUCCGCAGCAGUGGAGUCCACGCAGAUCCUCUCGCUCGCCGAGGGCGCUGCUUGACCCGGGCACUGUGGUGUCCCUGAACGUCUCAGAAGACGCCAACAUCGGCUCCGUCAUCACCAGCCUGAGUCCCACCAGGUUCCACUCCGCCACCUACGAGCUGAUCAACACGGAAACAGACAGCCUCCCGGUCACCGUGGGUCGCGACACGGGAGAUAUCACCAUCACCAGGAGGCUGGACAGAGAGACCGAGCCCACAGUGGACCUCACGGUCAAGAUCCAAGAUAAGCGAGGCCCAGACUGGUACCUCAAUAAGGUGAAACUAAGGAUCAUUGAUGUCAAUGACAACGUCCCAGUGUGGAGGAUGACGCCGUACCCGUACCUGACCGGCGUGUCUCCAGAGGCCCCUGCGGGAACGAUCGUCUACCAGCUGCAAGCUCACGAUGGGGAUGAGGGCAGGAGUGGAGAGGUGGAAUACUUUUUGUCAGACGGUGGUGAUGGCUGUUUUACCGUGGACAGGAAGACCGGUCAGGUGACGACCACUGGUCUUGUACUUCAAAAGGACAGAGAGUAUUUGUUAAGUGUGGUGGCUCUGGACGGCCUGGGCAGCCGCAGCGUUCCCGCCAUGCUCUCGGUGGUGGCCGGACCCCGACCCCCGCAGUUCACCAACAGCAGCUACGCCAUCUCCAUACCAGAGAACACGCCUGAAGGCCAGACCUUCCUGGUGAUUUCUGCCAUUUCUUUUCAAAAGAAGCCAAUUAUCUUCAGCCUCCUGAUCAAUCCCAGCAGCCUUUUCAGCAUCCAGCAGGAGACUGGAGAGAUCAGUCUGACCCGCACUCUGGAUUAUGAGAGUGACCAGCGGCGCUACCUUCUGAUGGUGCGAGCCAGCGAGGAGCCAAACAGCCUGAGCACCGCCACUGAGGUUCAGGUGUUGAUAACAGAUGAGAAUGAUUGUGUCCCGGAGUUCCUUCAAUCCAUCUACAGCGUGGAUGGAGUCCCAGAGACCGUAACCACGGCAACAUCUCUGCUCCAGGUCCUGGCUACGGACUGUGACUCGGGGUUAAACGCCGAGCUGACCUACUACACGCUCAGCCCGGACUUCAGCAUCUCCCCGCAUGGAACGGUCUUCCCGGCGGCUCGGCUGGACUACGAGAGGCCGAAUCAUCUCUAUGAGUUUGUGGUGAUGGCGGUGGACAGUGGAGAGGAGCCUCACUCUGGCACCGCGACAGUCCGUGUGAGGAUGGCCAACGUCAACGAUGAGGCCCCUGAGUUCUCCCAGCCAGUGUAUCGAACAUUUGUGUCGGAGGACGCAGGACCCAACACCCUGGUCGCCACAGUGUUGGCCAAAGAUCCGGACGGAGACGGGAUCGUGUACUCCAUCACUGCAGGCAAUGAGGAUGGAAACUUUGUCAUUGACAGCCAGAAAGGAUUAAUUCGUCUUCGCUCCACUCCGCUGCCCAAGCUGCAGGGACUGGAGUACGUGCUGAAUGUGACAGCUACCGAUGACAACGCCUCUGGUGGGCCACACUCUCUUUCCUCCACAGCCAGAGUCAUUGUUGGAGUGGAUGAUGUCAACAACAACAAGCCGGUUUUUGAGCAGUGCCAGCAGUAUCGUGAGCAGGCUUCCGUGCUGGAGAAUCAACCGACAGGGACGUUUGUGUUGCAAGUGCAUGCUGAGGAUGCAGAUGAGGGCGCAAAUGGAAAAGUCAAAUACGGCUUAAUGCACAGAGACAGCGCCAUGCCGGCCUUCAGGAUUCAUCCCGACACAGGAGUGAUAGUGACAGCGCGACGCUUCGACAGGGAGCGGCAGAGAGAAUAUUCAGUUACAGUAACAGCCACCGAUUGGGCGGAGGAGCCGCUCAUCGGCAUCUGUCAGCUCACCGUCCAAAUACUGGACCAGAAUGACAACAGCCCCAAGUUUGAGAAUCUGCGCUACGAGUACUUCCUGCGAGAAGACACCAUGGUCGGCACCAGUUUCCUCCGAGUGGCGGCUCACGAUGACGACUUUGGCACCAACGCAGCGGUCGCGUACUCCAUGUCGCUGGAGCAGCCCGAGUACCUGCGAGUCAAUGCUGUGACUGGAUGGGUGUACGUCAACCAGCCCAUUUCUCAGAGGUCCUUCAUCACUCGAGAAAUCAUCGCCACUGACGGGGGGAACCGCAGCACUUCCGUGGAGCUCUCAGUCACCAUCACCAACGUGAAGAACCAGCCUCCACAGUGGGAGGAGGAGAGCUACAGCAUGGUCAUCCCUGAGAACACCGCCAGAGACACGCCGAUUGUGACAAUCAAAGCAACGUCUCAGCUGGGUGACCCAAGAGUGACCUACAACUUGGAGGACGGAAUGGUUCCGGAGACUAACAUGCCAGUUCGGUUCUACCUCUCCCCAAACCGGGAGGACGGAUCGGCAUCCAUUCUUGUGUCGGAACCUUUGGACUUUGAAACCACAGCCUUCUUCUCGCUCCGGGUUCGAGCGCAGAAUGUUGCCGCCGUGCCUCUCGCCGCUUUUACCACAGUCUACGUGAACAUUACUGAUGUCAACGACAACGUGCCGUUUUUCACCUCCUCCAUCUACGAGGCCUCUGUUACAGAAGGAGCCCAAAUCGGGACGUUGGUUCUCCAAGUGUCGGCUCAUGACAAAGACCUGGGCCCCAACGGCGAGAUCACCUACUCUCUGCUGAACGACAGCAGCGGCGACCACAGCUUGUUCCGGAUUGAUCCCAAACUUGGCAACAUCUACACGGAAGCGGUUUUCGAUCGCGAGGCCCGCAGCUCCUACCUGCUGGAGGUUCAGUCAGAAGACGGGCACGAGUCAGCCCGACCUGGAAAGAACAAACAGCCCAACUCAGACACAGCGUAUGUGCGCGUUUUCAUCAGCGACGUCAACGACAACAAACCGGUCUUCGCUCAGAGACUCUAUGAAGUCGGCAUCGACGAGAAUGCAGAUGUAGGCCUGGCUGUAGUCACCGUCAGCGCUAACGACGGAGAUGAAGGGGCCAACGCCAAGCUACGUUACCAGAUCACAUCGGGUAACAAGGGUGGUGUGUUCGACAUCGAGCCAGAGGUGGGGACAAUCUUUAUAGCGCAGCCGCUGGACUAUGAAGAGCAGAAGAGAUACAAACUCCUGGUCCUCGCCUCGGACGGAAAAUGGGAGGACUACGCUGCAGUGGUGGUCUCCGUGGUGAACAAAAACGACGAGGCGCCUGUGUUUUCCAUGAAUGAGUACUAUGGAUCCGUCACAGAGGAGCUUGAUGGGUCUCCAGUGUUUGUUCUACAGGUGACGGCCACUGACCCAGACAAAGAUGCCGACCAGGGGGCGAUACGCUAUUCCAUCCAUGGCCAAGGAGCGGACUCGCACUUCAUGAUCAAUGACAUCACAGGGGAGAUGUAUGCUCAACGCACCAUGAAUCGAGAAGAGCGUGCUGUUUGGAGAUUUGUAGUCAUGGCAACAGAUGAAGAGGGAGAGGGCCUAACCGGGUUCACCGAUGUUAUAAUCAACGUGUGGGACAUUAAUGACAACGCGCCCAGCUUCACAUGCGCGCCGGAUAACUGUCACACAAGCGUGGCAGAAAACUCUCCCACUGGGACCUUUGUUGUGGAAAUGACUGCGGUCGACCUUGAUGACGCCGCAGUCGGUCAAAACGCCAUUCUCACCUAUCGGAUAAUCGAUAAUGUUCAGAACACGAACAAUGUGGAUCUAUUCGCAAUUGACUCCAGCACCGGCACCAUCUCCGUGGCAGCCGAAGGCCUUGAUCGGGAGCUUGCCGAGAGUCAUCAGCUUGUAGUGGAGGCCCGAGAUGGGGAUGGAUUGAUCGGUACGGCGACGGUCACCAUCGCCUUAACUGACAUCAACGAUCACGUGCCGAGGUUCAUGGACGAGUGGUGCGGCGCUCAAGUUUCGGAAAAUGCUGAGGUGGACUCUUCUGUGCUGGAACUGCGCGCCUUUGACCCGGAUGCCGGCGCGUACGGGCAGCUAUCGUUCAGCGUGCUGGUCGGUGAUGCAGAGCAGCGAUUUUACAUGGUGAGCAACAGAGCGGAGAAGAUGGGCACACUGCGACUGAAGAAACAGCUGGACUUUGAGACUCCAGGAGAGCAAAGGUUCAAUCUAACCAUCAAGGUGGAAGACUCUGAUUUUUCCAGCCUCAUCCAUUGCCUGAUUCUGGUCGAGGAUGAGAAUGAUCAUGCUCCUGUGUUUGCUCAAAAUUCCCAAUUUCUCGCACCAUUCCCUGAGGAUGUGACAGUAGGAACUCCAAUCGUCCAAGUCCUGGCAACCGACAGUGACUCUGGCUUGAAUGGGGAUAUUUUGUUCUCUGUUCUUCCCCACUCUGACCCCUAUGGGCACUUCACAGUGGAUAAAUCUGGCGUAAUAUCAGUUGCCAAGUCACUGGAUCGAGAAACGGUGGGGGUAUACGAAUUAGUUGUCAUAGCUACAGAUCAGGGUUCUCCGCCACAAUCUAGCAGUGGCACUGUACACUUUCUCCUGCUGGAUGUGAACGAUAACGGGCCUGAGUUGGAGACCAACUACUCCCCGGCCCUAUGGGAGAACACUCCAGCCCCUCAGGUGGUUUGGCUGAACAAAAGCUCACCCCUGCUGCACGUUGUGGACCGGGACUCCCCAGAGAACGGGGGACCUUUUCAUCUGUCCCUGCCUCCGCCGUACUCCGUGGACUUCCACCUGCAGGACCACGGAAACGGCUCAGCCACACUCACAGCCUUGCGGCGGUUCGACCGAGAGAGACAGAAAGAGUUCAACCUACCUGUGAUUAUGAUUGACAGCGGCGAUCCUCCCAUGACCGCCACUUGUACACUCACCAUCACGGUCUGCGAUCAGAACGACAACGCCCACCAGGCGGGGGAGAAGGAUGUUUAUGUGUAUAGCCGCAGGGGGAGGACCGCUAAUGCAGUACUGGGAAAGGUAUAUGCCCCUGAUCCAGAUGACUGGGACAACAAGACCUACACUCUGGAGACAAGCUCAGCUAAAUACUUCAGUCUAAACCAGAGCUCUGGAGUACUGACGGUGCGACAGAACACACCUGCUGGCAGCUACUGGUUGAGGGUCGGCGUUUCGGAUGGGGUCUGGCCCGACGUCUUCUCCGGAGUGAGAGUUCAUGUGAGAGAUCUGGAAGAAAAGGCCAUCCUGUCGUCUGCUUCGCUGCGUCUGACUGGCAUUACAGCGAGAGACUUUAUCGACUCAGGCGUGGAGGGGAAGAGUCGGCUGGAAAUAUUUUGGGACUUUCUGUCUGAAGUCUUGUCGGUCAGAGCCGCCAGUAUCAACAUUUUCAGCAUCGCAGACGGAGAAGAAAAGAGCCUGGACAUCCAUUUCUACGUGCUGUCUGAUACGGGCUACAUCCACCCGGAGAAGCUGCACGCUGUCCUCACAGUGCAGAAAAAAAAGCUUCAAUCACUGCUCCGUGCGACUGUGAGCCAAGUGCAGGUGGACGAGUGUGUGCGCACAGAUUGCAAGUCGUCGGGUGGCUGCUCCACACAGUUAAGCGUCGCUGACACGCUCACCCUGGUGGACUCUGGCCCGUUAUCCCUGGUCUCGGUGACAGUGACAUCCUUGGCUGUGUGUGGCUGUGCAGCCAGAGAACUGACACACCGGAGCUGCUCCUCGUACUCAGUGAACCCCUGUCUCCAUGGAGGAACCUGCCUCGACACCCAGAAUGGAUACAGGUGCAAGUGCCCCCCACAUCUGGAAGGUCCAGACUGUCAGCAGACAGGUCUCAGUUUCCUUGGCAACAGCUACGCUUGGUUUCCUCCCAUCAGGCAGUGCUUUGAUAGCCAUCUUUCACUGGAGUUUAUGACGGGAGAAGAUGACGGGCUGCUUCUCUACGCUGGGCCACUGGCCACCCGGCUGCCGGGGGACACCGAGGACUUCAUGGCCAUUGAGCUGAUUGGUGGCAUCCCGAGUCUGAAGAUAAACCACGGCUCUGGCACGCUGAUCCUCCAGCUCACCAACAUCAGGGUGGCAGACCGACGCUGGCAUCAUCUGGUGGUGAAGAGUAACAGCAAAGAAGUGCGCUUCACUCUGGAUCGAUGUUCCACAGCAAUUGUUAUGGAGACGGAAGGCGUGGACUCCUGGGCGAUGACAGAGGAUCGCUCAUCCUGUGAAAUCCGCGGGGUCACGCCGAGCAGGGACAAGUAUCUGAACGGUAGCCACGUUCUGCAGCUCGGCGGGGUCAACCUGAACUUGUCCUACGAGUAUCCACAGUUGCAGUACAAACAGUACACUGGCUGCAUCCGCAACUUGCGCGUGGACAGCAAGCUCUAUGACCUCGGUUCUUCCGCAGAAUCCAUCAACACCUCCCCAGGCUGCUCUCUAACCGACAGCCAGUGCUCCAACAUCGAGCAGCUCCCAUACUGUGGCAAGGGGGGGAACUGUCACCAAGAGUGGGGCUCUUCUGGCUGCUCAUGUAACCCUGGCUUCACCGGACCUCAGUGUGACCAAGUGGCUCCGGAGUUUUCCCUCGGCGGGCGAAGCUACAUUCAGUUCCAGCUCCUCUGGUCUCUGCCCGCCAGACAAACAAGGGUUCAGAUCGGGGUCCGGACGCGUGCCUCCUCGGGAGUUAUUCUCAGCCUCCUCUCCCAGGAGCAAAAUGAAUACCUGCGCCUGGAGGUUUUUCAAGGUACACUGGCUGUUUUCUAUAAUCUGGGCGAUGGAGACUACAACGUGACUCUGCCCUAUCAACGCCUGGACGACGGGGAUUGGCACGAGGUGGAACUGGACCGCUUCGGGCGAGAGUUCACACUGCGCCUCGACGGUGGCGGAGGGCGACGUGAAGUCACGGCCUUGCUUGGACGGAGUCAGGAGAUCAUCAUCGAUCCGUCCGCGGUGAUGCUGGGGAACUCUUUUCCCUCUGGACUCAACCGCAGUUUCCUUGGCUGUUUGCGAGAGCUCCGGUUUAACGACCGCUCCAUCCCCCUCCAUCAAGAGCAGGAUGCAGAGGGACUUCAGGUGGUCUCCUCCCAGGGUGUGACCGCAGGCUGCUCCUCGGAGGCCUGCAGGAAACAGCAGUGCUCUCCUCCCUUCGUCUGCGUCGACCUCUGGAGACACUACGAGUGCAGGUGUCCCCCAGGUCACAUGACUAAAGAGAGCCUGUCCGGGAAGGUGUGCGUCUACACUCUGUGCGCCAGUCGGCCGUGCAGGAACGGCGUGUGCGUGCCUCAUUCGCCUUCCCGCUACACCUGCCAAUGCAGCGAGGGCUACAGGGGGCGCCAUUGCGAGGUGACCCUGGCCAUGUUCCACAACGAGGACAACAACAGCCUGAGCCUCAGCUCCAUGUUUGCCAUCAGCAUCUGUGUCAUGGCCUUUCUAGUGUUGAUGCUGGGACUCUUCCUCUACUCCUGCUGGAGGCGACACAAGGGCCUGAAAGAAGGUGUGUACCACGUGUCGGCACAUCAUGGCGAGUGGGAGGACAUCCGUGAAAACGUUCUGAACUAUGAUGAGGAAGGAGGAGGCGAGCAGGACCAGAACGGCUUCAACAUGGUGGAGCUGCAGCGCUCCCUGCAGCCCAGCCCGGCGCAGUCUCUCCGCUACAGCUACCCGCACAGCCUCGUCUCCUGCCCCCAGAGUAAAGCCCCGCAGGGCGACAACAGGAAGGGGAUGUCCAAUGUUAAUGGCAGCGCAGCAAUCGCCCUGCGCCUGGCCAUCCCCCCCUCAGAGAACCCCGAAUCCCUGCCGUCACCUUUGACCUUCCGCCGCUCUCAGAAAGCCCUGUCCUUCUCCAGCCAGGACUUGGCCCGCUAUUUGUGCGAGGUCAUCAGAGACAUGGAGCAGCCCGAUCAGCUGGGGACCAUGACCACGCCGCGGCGUCCCAAAAGGAAAGAGCGCAGCCUGGCUGCGGUGCGGUCCCUCAGCUCACUAAACGCAUCUCAGGGGUCGGAGGUCAAGCCUCAAGGAGCUCAAAGCGCUCGAUCAGACAAGUUCAAAACCCUUCGAGCCGUGGUGAGCGAUUUGAGGGGAGACGGGAGGAAUCCAGAGCGUCAGGGAGAGAAAGCGAAGGAGAGCAGAGGGCAGCCGAACUGCGAAAAGAGCGGCUGAAGCACGUCGAACAACAAGCCUGUAAAACAGCAACGCUAACAGCAGACAGGGGGCGAUGGAAUUCCGCAGAGAGACAAUUAAAUGUGGAUUCGCAGAAAGUGGGGCGCUGCCCACAGUCUGUGCGAAUUCCUCUCUAAAUGUACUGUAUUGAUAAAACUUUGAACAUUGGAGCUCUUUGAUAUAACAUGAAUGAUCAGAUGUGACGUAUUGUUUACUCAGCAUUACACUGUACAGUACUUACUCCACUGACAGCACUUUUGGAAGUCAAUCUCUUCACAUGAAACGUACGACGGUGAUGUUCACGGAGGCCAGCGAUCGCCCGGCAAGUCUCCUCCAGCUCAUGAAAUUAUUUAUGUG